Messenger RNA from Hemibagrus wyckioides, 4059 nucleotides. RefSeq names its product anaphase promoting complex subunit 5 (gene anapc5). The transcript has 19 exons. Gene Ontology annotation, biological process: anaphase-promoting complex-dependent catabolic process; protein K11-linked ubiquitination; positive regulation of mitotic metaphase/anaphase transition. Gene Ontology annotation, molecular function: protein binding. Gene Ontology annotation, cellular component: anaphase-promoting complex. The record is from RefSeq and is a predicted model, not a curated record. Lineage: Eukaryota; Metazoa; Chordata; Actinopteri; Siluriformes; Bagridae. Bases 256 to 3267 code for a protein of 1003 amino acids.
CUGAGAUGUCAUCAGUUCGCCGGAACUGGAGGGUGGGUUUGAAUCUUUCCCUUUAGCGCGUGUUGUUGAUGCUAAUGCACUGAUUAAACUGGAGCUUAAAGAUGAUUUAGAGUUUAUAAUGCGUUAUAAACACACACACAGACUUCAGGGGGUGCUGAGGGGUAUGAAGAGUGGUCUAUGAGGUGGUAUAAGCUCCUACAGUGUAUGUAAGUGCGUGUUUAUCACAUUGUGGUUAUAGAGGCGUUAUAGCGCGUCAUGGCGAGUGUUCAUGAGAGUCUGUACUUUAACCCGAUGAUGGUCAACGGAGUGGUGCAGGUCAACAUCUUCGGCAUUAAGGACUGGGUCACUCCCUACAAGAUGUCCGUGUUAGCGCUGCUCUAUGAGAUGAGUUCCGCUAAUAAACACCUGGAGCUGCUGGACAGGAGGAGGCUCAACAAACUCAUCUUACCUUUACAACAGGGCCCGGAUGUGACAUUUGAGCAGUUCCUGAGCUCAGUAGAGGAGUGCUGUCCUCACAUCGCCAACACCAUCAAACACAGGUUGUGUUCAAUUGCAGACAGAGAGCUGCAGGACAUGGAGCAAUUUUUUGCUGAAUUACCGAGUGCCUUCACUGACUCUGAGGCCUUCAAGACCAGUGUUGUAGGGUUGUUUAUGCGUCAGAUGCUGCUGGCGUAUAAUAAACUGUCCUUCAGUCAGGUGUAUAAACUCUACAAGGCCCUGCAGCAGUACUGUCACCGUGGGCAACGACCCCGACAUGACCUCGCUAACGAUGACAUGGAGCUGAGUGCUAACGAGGACACGCUGACCGACAUCACGGGGAAAAGCCAGACAGACACGUGCUCUCUGCACCAGUCAGAGCUUCGGAAUGAUGAAAGUUGUGGUCCUCUCUCUCAGAAACAGGCGGAGUAUUUUCUUGCUCGACAGGCAUACAUGUUGAAAAACGAUGAGAACAAGGCCAUGAGUCCAGAUAAACUGCAGGACGAACUCAACAACAUCCUGAAGUUUAACCCUGACCUCGCUGAGGUGCACUAUGUGAGUUAUUUGAACAGUAUGCGUGUUCAGGAUGUCUUCACCUCCACACACAGUCUCCUGCACUACUUUGACCGCAUCGUCUUGUCCGGUGGUGAGGGGAAGAGUAACGGAGAUGAAGGAUACGGACGCAACCUUCGCUACUCCGUCCUCAACAUGGCAACCCUGCACUGCCGCUUCAACCACUAUCAGCAGGCUGAUCUUGCUCUUCAGGAGGCCAUCAGAAUCGCUCAGGAAUCAAAUGACCACGUCUGCCUUCAGCACUGUCUGAGUUGGCUGUACACACUGGAGCAGAUGAAUGGAUGUGACAGCGCAGUUCUGACCGAAGACUCUGUUAAAAUGGCUGCUUAUUUCUGUUUAACUCACAAACACUCUACCAUUCACUCACUCACUCUGAUUCAUAAAACCAGGUUUGUGUCAGCGUCGUUACAGCGUAUUGUGUUCGAGCGCGCAGUUCGCGUGGUUCGUCGCGUGUAUGCAGUGUUCUAUGCGUGUUCGCGGCGCAUUGUGUUCGUGUGUCGCGUGUCGCGUGUUCGUAUGCGUGUUGUGUGUCGUGUGCAUGUGCGUGUUCGCAUUAAUGUGUAUCUGUAUCGCGUUCGUGUUGGUGCGUAUCGCGGUUCGUGUUGUGCCUGUGUGUGUAUGCGUGUUCGUGUGUGUAUGCGUGUUCGUGUGUGUAUGCGUGUCCGUGCGUGUAUGCGUGUUCGUGUGUGUGCGUGUGCGUGUUUGUGUCCGUGUUCGUGUGCGUGUUCGUGUGUGUAUGCGUGUUCGUGUGUGUAUGCGUGUUCGUGCGUGUAUGCGUGUUCGUGUGUGUUCGUGCGUGUAUGCGUGUUCGUGCGUGUUCGUGUGUUCGUGCGUGUAUGCGUGUUCGUGUGCGUAUGCGUGUUCGUGUGUGUGUGUGUGUGCGUGUGCGUGUUUGUGUCCGUGUUCGUGUGCGUGUUCGUGUGUGUAUGCGUGUUCGUGUGUGUAUGCGUGUUCGUGUGUGUAUGCGUGUUCGUGUGUUCGUGCGUGUAUGCGUGUUCGUGCGUGUUCGUGUGUUCGUGCGUGUUCGUGUGCGUAUGCGUGUUCGUGCGUGUUCGUGUGUGUAUGCGUGUUCGUGUGUGUAUGCGUGUUCGUGUGUGUAUGCGUGUCCGUGCGUGUAUGCGUGUUCGUGUGUGUGCGUGUUUGUGUCCGUGUUCGUGUGCGUGUUCGUGUGUGUAUGCGUGUUCGUGUGCGUGUUUGUGUCCGUGUGUGCGUGUUCGUGUGUGUGUGCGUGUUUGUGUUUGUGUGUGUGUCAGUACGAUGUCUGUGCAGCAGUCUCAGCUCCUGUUGAACAUGAACAGUUUGGAGCCGGUGAAUUUUGGCGUUCAGCAGAACAACACCGAGCCGUUCACCAUCACGCUGUGUCACCUCGCACAGCUCCACGCUGACCAGGGUCUGUACGCCGGCGCCAAUGACAUCAUCAGACACCUGAAGCAGCAGUUUCCUCCUCACACUCAACACGCUAAGAUCUGGAUGCUGAGUGACCUGAACAUUCAGUUUGAGAAAGCGAUGAAUGAUGGGAAAUAUCACGUGGCUGAGCCUCACGUCACCGCAAUCUCCGCCCUGAACUCCACCGAGGGGCUCUACAGGAAAGCUCAACUGUUAAAAGCUAUAAAUCGGACAUCAGAAGCUUCCAAAGUCCUGCAGCAUCUACAGCAGCUGUGUGACAAGAACAAGAACACCGAGAUGAUCAUCAGGGUGAUGUUAGCCACAGCAGAGCUGCACUGGGACUCGUGUGGAUAUUCCGCUGCUCUCCCGCUCCUGCUAAAGGCUUUAACACUCACACGCCAACACAACCUGCAGAGACUAGAGUGUAAAACUAUACUGCACCUCGCAUACACACAGUUGAUGUUGGGGAUCCCAGAGCAGGCUCUCUCGUUGGUGUGUGGUGUGUUGGAGUGUGUGUUAGCUCACGGUGCCCUGAUGGAUAAAGCUAAAGCUCUGCUGCUGAUGGCUCGGUGUCAGGUGGCUCUGAGUGCGUCUGCUUCGGGGGAACACAGACUGACCGCUGUAGAGUCAGCACUACACACUCUGGAGGAGGCGGGGCUUUAUUUCUCUCAGCUGGACUGUAAGCAGCGUCUGCGUGAUGUUUAUUACCUGCAGUCUCUGCUACACCACACGCUGGGAAACUCAGCUGAACGCAACAAGUGUGCACUAAUGUUCCGCAUGCUGAAUCAGGAGCUGCUGCACGCCCUGACCACGCCUACCCAGCACCUCUGAUGCACACACCUUCCCCGCCCACACCCACCCAGCACCUCUGAUGCACACACCUUCCCCACCCACGCUCCCACCCAGCACCUCUGAUGCACACACCUUCCCCACCCACGCUCCCACCCAGCACCUCUGAUGCGCACACCUUCCCCGCCCACACCCACCCAGCACCUCUGAUGCACACACCUUCCCCACCCACGCUCCCACCCAGCACCUCUGAUGCGCACACCUUCCCCGCCCACACCCACCCAGCACCUCUGAUGCACACACCUUCCCCACCCACGCCCACCCAGCACCUCUGAUGCACACACCUUCCCCGCCCACGCUCCCACCCAGCACCUCUGAUGCACACACCUUCCCCGCCCACGCUCCCACCCAGCACCUCUGAUGCACACACCUUCCCCGCCCACACCCACCCAGCACCUCUGAUGCACACACCUUCCCCACCCACGCCCACCCAGCACCUCUGAUACACACACCUUCCCCGCCCACGCUCCCACCCAGCACCUCUGAUGCACACACCUUCCCCACCCACGCCCACCCAGCACCUCUGAUACACACACCUUCCCCGCCCACGCUCCCACCCAGCACCUCUGAUGCACACACCUUCCACUCUCACACACCACAAAUCUGUACUAAUAAACAUGUUUGAUAUAAAUGUGUGUUUUUGUGUGUGAAUGUGUAGAGCACAACAUUAUACAGAACAAUACAAUAGUGGUGACCAAAAUUAAAAUAAUACAAAAUGCAGUGUCUAAAACUGACAGUGAAAGUAAAAUAAAAUGAAAUGUUAGUAGAAGUGAC